This is a messenger RNA of Linum tenue, 2428 nucleotides long. The record is from the annotation of a GenBank genome assembly. NCBI's taxonomy places the organism in Eukaryota, Viridiplantae, Streptophyta, Magnoliopsida, Malpighiales, Linaceae.
GCUCAACACACAGACCACAUACCGGAAAAUGACGACACGGAAAGUUGCGCCGGCAACCACAAGUGCAAAAUGAGGCAUUCAGAUUGUACACGUGGCGGCCAACGCCCAACUAUAUAAACACCAUCCACUCCUUCUCCGGUUUUCCGCCUCGAACCAUCAAGUUCUCCGACUACCUCUGACCUUCCUCCGCAGCCAUGGCUAUCCAGGCGUGGUUCAUGGACGAAUCCAGCGAAGACCAACGCCUCCCUCACCGCCGGAACCCCGACGAGCCCGUUUCAAUUGACUACUUGGCAGAAUUGGGAGUUUUGUACUGGAAACUGAACCCUAAAAAGUACGAAGACGACGAGGAAUUGAACGACAUUAGGCAAGCCAGGGGAUACAAUUACAUGGAUAUGCUUGAUCUGUGCCCGGAGAAGGUCGCCAAUUAUGAGGAGAAGCUCAAGAACUUCUACACGGAGCACAUUCAUGGCGACGAGGAGAUUCGUUACUGCUUGGAAGGAAGCGGCUACUUUGAUGUUCGUGACAAGAAGGACAGGUGGAUUCGAAUUUGGAUCAAGCCUGGGGAUCUCAUCAUUUUGCCUGCUGGAAUCUACCACAGAUUCACACUUGACACCACCGAUUACAUCAAGGUACUAGUAAUGGUGGAAAGAUCAGAGCUUUUAUAUGGCUAUAAACUGUCUUUCUUCAAACUGUUUGUGCUUUGCCUGAUUGGUUUUGAAAGAUUUCUUUCUGAUGGUUGUAGUUGAUGAGACUGUUCAUUGGAGAGCCAGUUUGGACAGCAUACAACCGGCCCCAGGAAGAGCAUCCGGCAAGGCAGGGUUACGUCGAAAGCAUCAACUCUUAUGGAGUGGCACAACCAGCUCAUUGAUUGCCUGUAUCAGCAAAUUACUAAUGUAAUGGAAUGGGAAUGGAGACUUGUAUGUAUAUUGUGUAGGGCUAUAAGCAAUAAGAAGGAAGCUCGUUCUUCUGGGGUUUCCAUGAUCAGGCUCUGAAGUAGUUGUUCAUUAUCUAAAUGCUUUCAGUCACAAAAACUCCGCAGUUGUAAGCUCAAUGGGACUGGUAUCCCCGGCUCUAAUCGAGUGGCACAACUAGCUCAUUGAUAGCAUGUAUUGGCGAACUACAAACGCAAUCGAGUCGGAAUGGAGAUUUGUAUGUAUAUUGUAUAAGGCUAUAAGCAAUAAGAAGGCUCGUUCUUCUGGUUUUACAUGAUCAGCGUCUGAAGUAGUAGUCGUUCAUUAACUAAAAGCUUGAGUCAUAAAAACUCAGCUGUUGUAAGCUCGAUUGGACCGGUAUCCCCAGCUCUAAUCGCCUUCAAAUCAUCGCUAUCCCCUUCCAUGUAUGCCCUCAUAAACCCUACCAUAGCUCCUGCAACAAACCUUCUCAUGGGCUCUCUGGAUUCCCCAUUCUUGCACAAGCAGUAGCUGACUUUCCCUCUAACCCCUCUAGUCUCAUCAUCCAACAUAUCCAAAUGUCCAUAGUCUUUCACCACAAAGUAACAGGCUGGUUCUCUACAUUCCCUGAAGAACUGCUCAUGGUUCACACCCUUUGGUGCACAAGCAGGGAACAACGGGUUCCUUCGCAACUCGCCCAGUCCGGAACCAAUCACCAUGACCGGCAUAUCCAGAUCGAACGAACCAGGAACGUAGGACAGCACGGGAGGAUGGGUUUGCUUCCCUGUGUCCAUUCCAUCAACUGGGUCGACUCCAAUCAGGACUGAGAAUCUCAGUGUAGUAGUAGUUGCCAAUUCCUUCUUCAAGGCCAGGGCAAAAGCAGUUUUCCCACCUCGGCUAUGACCGGCCAGACCGAGCCUGGUAAGGUCCGGUUUGACCAACUCAGGAAGGAAUUGUUGCAAUCCUCCCGCUAACCAGUUGGUAAUUGCAGCCGCUAAGUUGAUCUCUUCUGUUGCAUCAGGUCCCGCUACUGUGUACAGCUGAGGGGCGACGACGAUGAAGCCAUGAGAGGCGACGUGUUGGAUGAGCUGAGAGUAGAAGUUGUUGGAGAGGAGGAAGCCAUGGAGGAACAUGAGAACUGGGAAUUCCCCUGCUUCAGUUGGAGAGGCAAUCAAGAGCGGCUUUGGUGGGGGAGAAGGGAUUGGCCUGGUCUUGGUGCGACAUGGAGGUGGUGGGUUUAGGUUUUGGAGGUGGGUCUUGUAGCUGCCACUCUGAAACACUUCUGUGCUGGUUGCCGGAGCUACAGUGGAAGACAUUACAGGCGCUGCUGGACUGUGGUUUCUUUUCUGGGUUUUGUUCUGCAGUUGCUGUUAUUGCUUUUGCGUUGAUGGAGCUGUAGUUUCCUUUGCCAUUAAGUCUUUGGAAGAUUUUUGUCGAGUAAUGGAUGAAGAUGAGGUGAAACUGUGUGGUCUUUGUGGCUGUACUUGUCUGGAUUGUAUUGGUGAAGUGAAAGAGAGCACCCGAGAGUGUUUUCGUCU